This is a messenger RNA of Diachasmimorpha longicaudata, 3807 nucleotides long. RefSeq lists its product as uncharacterized. Gene Ontology annotation, biological process: DNA integration. Gene Ontology annotation, molecular function: nucleic acid binding. The record is from RefSeq and is a predicted model, not a curated record. Bases 1 to 3807 code for a protein of 1268 amino acids. The transcript has a single exon. Lineage: Eukaryota; Metazoa; Arthropoda; Insecta; Hymenoptera; Braconidae.
AUGGUAAACUUGAAAGACAAACACAAUCGACCAGUGCCUUGUAGAAUCAUACUAGACACCGCCUCAACAGCUAAUUUCAUUUCGGAAAAAUUGGUAAAAACCCUGGGAAUUCCAAAAAAGGCUUGUUCUGUACCAGUCGGAGGUCUCAACGGGCUCUCCACUCAUACUAAGCAUCUCGUGUCGGUAAAAUUACAAUCGAUGAAUCGAAAAUAUCAAGGAGAAUUUCAAUGCUUGACAAUUCCGCAAAUCUGCGGCCUUACCCCAACUCAAACCAUUCAACGGGAAUCCAUCAAAAUACCUCCAAAUGUCCAACUGGCCGAUCCAGAAUUUUAUAAACCGCGACCUGUAGACAUGUUACUCGGCUCGGGACCGAGCCUGUUGUUAUUUACCGGCGGGCAAUACCACCUCAGCAAUGAUGGCAGACCCAACAUUAUAUUACAAAAAACUCGACUAGGCUGGGUGGUCGGUGGAAGCAUAACCAAUCAUUCAACACUACAACAAGCCUUUAAUAUAAAUACCAAUUUUGAUCUAAGUAGAUUUUGGGAAAUAGAACAAGGUACAGGUAUCAAACAAUUGUCACCCAACGAAAAAGCUGCUGAAGAUCAUUUCAUGAAACACCACAUCAGGAAUAGUGAAGGGAGAUAUGUGCUCGCGUUACCGUUCAAAAAUUGCCCAUCAGAAUUGGGUGAAUCAAGAGAUCUGGCUCUCAAACGCUUCAAGGCAUUGGAAGUUAGACUCAACAAGGACGUCAAUCUGAAGAACCAAUACGAAGCAGUCAUGAACGAAUAUUUAAUGCUAAAUCAUAUGUCCAAGGCUAUCAAUACUGAUUCUCCUGGCUAUUAUCUACCCCAUCAUGCUGUAUUCAAAGAAAGCAGCAACACAACCAAGUUGAGAGUAGUUUUCGAUGCUUCAGCAAAAACUACCACAGGCAUAUCUUUGAAUGAUUCUCUCUUGACUGGACCCACAAUCCAAGACGACAUUUUUUCUUUAAUGAUUAGGUUCAGAACACACCAAUACGUCCUCACUGCAGAUAUUGAGAAAAUGUAUAGACAGUUUCUAAUACGCCCAGAAGAUCGCAAAUUUCAACGAAUUUUCUGGAAAGACGAACAAAAUCAUUUAGUUACAUAUGAAUUAAACACAGUGACAUUUGGACUAUCAGCAGCUCCCUUUCUCGCCAUCAGAUCUUUGCAACAAUUAGCCAAGGAUGAAGCAACCCGUUAUCCAACCGCAUCACAGAUAAUACAGCGAGACAUGUACGUGGACGAUCUCUUAACUGGAUUUGAUUCAAUCGAAGAAGCCAUAAAUGCAAGGAACCAAAUCACCCAUUUAUUAAAAAAAGGAGGACUCAACCUACGUCAAUGGGCAUCAAAUGAACCAAGGUUACUUGAAGGAUUACCAAAAGAAGGAAUCAACCAACAUCUAUCAUUGGGUGGCGAUAAAACCUUGAAAACAUUAGGAAUUUCAUGGAACUCUGAAAAUGAUAGCAUCAAUUACACCACCAAGCCUAUAAAACAAAAAGAAGUAAUCAGUAAACGUACAAUUUUAUCAGAAGUCGCCGCAAUUUUUGAUCCUUUGGGACUACUAGGUCCAAUCAUUUUAAAGGCAAAAACUAUAAUUCAACAGUUAUGGCUAGCUAACGUCGACUGGGAUGAACCUAUACCUCUCCAUAUCGCAACAAUAUGGACUGACUUCUGUAACCAGUUGUCGCUGAUUAACGAAUUGGAAUUUGAUCGAAAAACCCUUAUCAAACACUCAGUCAAUAAUGAAAUUCACGGUUUUUGUGAUGCCAGUGAAGUAGGUUAUGGAGCCUGUAUCUACCUCAGAUCAAUUAAUUCUAAGGGAAAUGUUAAAAUCACUUUACUAUGCGCCAAAUCCCGAGUAGCACCUUUAAAAACAAUCAGCAUUCCACGUUUAGAACUAUGUGGUGCUCAAACUCUAGCUAACCUAUACCAAUCGGUAAAAGACUUCAUAAACAUCCCUAUCUCCAAGACAGUCCUCUGGACUGAUUCUAUGAUUGUUCUACACUGGAUCCAGACCCCACCUCACACGUUGAAAACAUUUGUUCAAAAUAGAAUCACCGAAAUCCAACAUCUAACUGAAAAUUGCAAAUGGAAACACGUAUCAUCAGGAGACAAUCCUGCUGAUGCCUUGUCCAGAGGACAACUGCCCAUUGAAUUCAUAAAAAACCACCUCUGGACCACUGGGCCCACUUGGUUAACUCUUCCAAGUGAGCAGUGGCCAGACCGGCCAUUACAAGCGCCAACUGUUGAUAAAGAAACAAAACAAAUAACUUGUUUAAAAACCAUCAUUGAUUUAUCAUUGUUUAACACCUUUCACUCGUUUGACAAAUUAAUCCGCACGUUCGCUUACUGUUAUAGAUUCAUUUCGAGAAAGAAAGAUCGACGUUGGCAAGGGCGAGUGACAUUAGUUGAAUUAAGGGAAACUGAAGCUCGCAUCAUCAAACUCAUCCAACAUCAAGCCUUUCAAGAAGACAUCCAAAGUCUUCAACAGACGAAGGCAGCACCCCAGCGUCAAUCCAUCAGACUGAAACAAUUGACUCCUUUUCUCGAUGAUCAAGGCAUAUUACGUGUGGGAGGAAGACUAGAGAAUGCGCAGAUAUCAUUUAAUCAACGGCAUCCAAUAAUUUUACCACAUACUGGUAUCAUUCCUGAAUUGAUCAUCUCUAAAUCUCAUCUCGAUAAUUGUCACUCUGGAGUUCAAAGCACACUUUACAACAUUAGACAUAACUACUGGAUUCUCAAUGGUAGAAAUUCCGUCAGAAAAAUAAUCCGAAGAUGCUCUACUUGUUGUCGAGCAAAUCCGCCUACAACACAUUAUAUCAUGGGCAACUUGCCAACAGCUCGAGUUUCUCAAACCAUCAGACCUUUCGUCAAUGUGGGUGUUGAUUAUUGCGGCCCUUUUUUGAUUAAAGAAAAGAAGUACCGUAAUCGAGGACACGUGAAAGUUUAUGUUGCGGUUUUCAUAUGUCUUGCCGUAAAAGCCGUUCAUCUCGAGCUAGUCAGCGACCUCACGACAUCUGGAUUUUUAGCAGCCUUGGAUAGAUUCAUUUCAAGGAGAGGAAGACCCACAUCGAUAGAAUCAGACAACGGAACAAAUUUCACAGGCGCCAACAACGAGAUGAAAGCCAUCAUCAAUGAAUUGAAAGAGUCACAGCAAGACGACAUAAUAUCCCGCGAACUCAAUAAGCAAGGCAUUCAAUGGAAAUUCACACCCCCACUUUCUCCACAUUUUGGCGGAAUAUGGGAAGCGGCCGUCAAAUCUUUUAAGCAUCAUCUAAUUCGAGUUACAAGAAACACUUCAUUGACAUUUGAGGAAUUAAACACAUUAAUCAUUAAAAUUGAAGGGAUUCUCAACUCCAGACCGAUCACACCAAUGUCAGCAGACCCUAAUGAUCUUCAAGCUCUCUCACCUGGUCACUUCCUAAUCGGUACCACAUUCACGAGUAUCCCUGAGAGAGACUUCACAGAGGAAAAAAUCAACACAUUAUCAAGAUGGGAAUUAAUACAAAAAAUGAAACAGGAAUUCUGGUGCAGAUGGAACAAGGAAUAUCUAAACGAACUCAACAUACGAAAGAAAUGGACUACGGGAACUCACAACAUCGUCAAAGGUUCAAUUGUACUGUUGAAAGAAGACAACAUCCCACCGAUGAAAUGGAGGAUCGGUCGAGUAAUGGAACUCCACCCGGGAACAGAUGACAUCGUACGAGUAGUAACAGUCAAAACCGCCACCGGAAUGUUGAAAAGAAACGUAAAACGACUCGCACCCUUGCCAACGCCCACAUCGUAA